UUUGGCCAUGUCUGUUUCAUGUGGAAGUGCCUGGGCCAGGGACUGAACUCACACCACAGCAGUAACAACUGGAUCAUUAACCCGCUGAGCUACAAGAGAAUUCCAUGACCACACAAUCAGUAGCAAAAACAAUAAGAUAUUCAAUAAAUGACAGCAGCUAUAUGUAUAAAAGUCUAUCUAAAUAACUGGCUAUUUUAUGAAAACAUACUAUCCAGCAUAACCCCAUAGCAUAAUGAAAAUAAACUACAAAUGGUUUUAAAAGGUAAACACUUAAAAAACUGUUUACAAUCUCAGUAGGAGAUAUUCCUAAUACAUAAAAUCUGCAAGCCGAAAAAGGGCAUGGGUUAGAUAUUUGAGUAAAAAAAAAUUAAACUUGUCAAAAAAUGAUCUACAGGUAAUAAACAAGUGGUAGGUGGGAGAAAUAGAGCACCUGCAAAAGACGAGUGACAUGUGGACUAUAUACAAGCGCCUGCAAACCAAUAGCAAAAGGACCCAUGGCUCCUGCGGGGGGAUCAGGGGGCAUGCAUGGGCUGUCCCCCCUUCCCCUGCUAACAGCAGCAAAAGGUAGAAAAGUGUUUGGCCAAUCAGGUAACCAGGAUCAGCAAUGAACUCUCUGAGGAAUCAUGUCAAUCUGUAGCUCUUAUUACAGUGCAACGUUAUUCCUUCAAGUCUGUGAGUACAUCUUACAGAAUUCAUAAAACUCUGGAAGAGUCCUAUGGGGGCGGGAGUGCAGCUGCAGCAGGUGCCAGGCUGGUUGUCCCAUCAGGGUUGGGAGUGGGACUAGCAGGGUGCCCAGCCCCAGGCCAGGAGCCCCCUUUUCCCUCCUAGAAAUGGGUUCUUCAUCUGAGGUGUCUGGACCAGGGUUCAAACGCUGUCUCUGCCUCCUUCCAGCUGUGUGACCUCAGGCAAGUCAGGCACCCUGAGCAUCAAUUUGGCAAGCUUCUGGGGAUGAGGGGCAGCAUAAUAAGAACUAGUGAUAACUGAGUGUUGCCUCUUUGCCAGGUGUCAUUUGGGGUCCAUGACAGGUAUUAACUCACGUAAUCCCACGUCGGCCCUACAGGUAGGUACUGUGCUUAGGCCUGAUUUACAUAUGGGAAAACUGAGACAGAGGGAGGCAAAGUAACUUGCUGGAGAUCUCACAGCUGGGGCUGAUAUGAAGGUCAUCACUUGUAUUCAUUUCUUGCAAUGUGGAACAAUUCACUCACUAGCAGGAGAAAUAUCCAUUCACUCACUCAGUCCCUCACUCAGAUAUCUUAGUAUCUGCUCCAUCCCAGGCCCCUCAUUCAUCCGUGAUGAAUGAGUAGACACCAUUCCUCUUCUCCAAAGCUUUUAUCUCAGGAAGCGCACAUACUGUGGGUGGUACUGGUUGAGACCAACCAUAAACAAAUAACUAAGUGCUAAAUAUCCAGGAAUAAUGUUCCUUUUAGGAGGAAGAAGAUAAAACCUACCAGUGAGAGGUGGGAAGGGUGGCCUGGAUGGGUGAGGCGGGGAGGUGCAUGACAUCCCAGGAGAGCGGCAGGGCCAGAUCAAGUCUGCUGGCCCUGAAGCCCCUGAUGCCUGGUCUGGGGCUCACUGCCACCCUGCUAUAGUUCCAAGGCCCACUGGGUCUUGGGGAGCUAACCUGUCUUCCCACUGAGAUGGAAGCACCCACAGUGCUCACCCAAGGAACUGGGACAAAGGGCUAUAGACCUCGGGCUCCAGGGUGCCCUCUCUGGCCUGUCCUGGGUGUUCUGCCCCUCAAGAAGCAGCCCUUCAGGCCAAACCUGAAGCGAAAACUCGGAGAAGCAGAAAAGGAACCAGGCUCUGGGGAAGCUUCUCCAACCUGCUGCUUGAGUAACGUGUGCUAUGCAGUUAAUCCUUCUUCUCCUGAGGCUUUGCCCACAGCAGGCGCUGCCUCGGUUCCGAAGAGCUGGUGGCCCAGCAGCGGGGGCAUAGUGGCAGGAGCCACCUCUCCUCUCCCAGCUCCCACAUGCUCACAGGGUACUGCCCAUGGCUGCCCCAUCCUGAAGGAAGUGGGGCUGCUGGAGGGUCUUUGCAGACUUGGACUUCAAGCCUGGGGAACUGGUCUAAAGCAGCUGCGAACACCCUGCCCCCUCAGUUGGGGCCUGGCCCAGGGCAGGGUGACCCUGGGCUGCAGGAAAGAUGGGCUUCUGGGAAAGACCACUUUGUGUGAGGGGGCACGACCUCAUCAGCCCCUUACUCCACAGUGGCGGGUGUGAUACCUGGAGCUGAGGAUAACACCCCGAUGCAGGAGAGGAGAUGUCGCCAGCCUGCUGGGCAGAUGGAGGGGAGGAGCCUCCAUCCUUGCUGGACCCAGCCCCUCACUGUUGAGUCCCCACAGGGAGAAGCACCCACUCCACAGGUGGCAGGCCUGGGGGAGAGGGGAGCCCCAAAAAACACCCCAGGAGUGCUUUGUCAGCCCUGUCCUCUUUGUGGACACUCAAGGCUUUGAGGGCCGGCAGUGGCUCCCUCAAAUCAGGUGGCACUGUCCACAUGCAGAGCAGACUAGGUUUCAGGGAUGGGCUUCCUCAUCAACUGCCACGGUGACUCCAAAGAUGGGGGGUGGAAAAGUGCCCCAGAGCACGGCUCAGACCCCUCCCCAGGCCCCAAGUCAAGAGUUCUCCACUGUCUAUGGCUUCUGGGGUGGAAUGCUGUACCCACCUUGGAAGGCUUCCAACCCCCUGACCCAACCAGCCUUUCUGGAGUUUUCCCACCACAGCCCAUUUCCUCCUGCCCUGGGCCCUGGCACUUCCUUCCUAGUGCCACUGCCGGCCAACCGUUUUCUAAGGGGUCUCUACUGAUGGUCCAACGAUGGAUUUGGGGGAAGUCAGUCUUGUCGGCUUCAACACACACACUUUUGUACGAAAUUACCUUAUCCAAUUCAAAGCCACUGGUGGCUGAGGCUCACUUUAGUGAUAUUAAAUACACAGAAAGGAAGAGAAGCUUCUACCACAUAGGACAGAACACAAUCUAUCCAUUUGCAACUUGUGACCAUCACCCCUUCCCCAGUUUCCUCUUCCUACCAGUUUUCUGUCUUUCCUCCCUCCUUCACUGAGCUGGCUCUGCCCCUAUCCUGAACCUCUACCUCCCCAAACCCACACCCACACAACAAAUGCCUCAAUGCCAGCCUGAAGGGUACAAAUGCCUGGAAUGCAGCUGCUCUUGUUCUUCAGGCCUCUAAGUGGUGGGAACAGGGGGCUGGAAUCAUGCCCGUCCUACAGAUGAGGAGCCUGAGGCUCUGAUGGGAAGAGUCACAGAAACCUCAGAGAUGCCCCCCACACUAGGACCCCAGUCCUUCAACCACUCCUCCCAGUGUCCCAACCAUCGGAGCUGUCCACACAAGUGUCACCCUUCUCAGUAGGGCUCCACUCCUCCCCAGUGGUCCCAAACUUCAGCCCAGCAGGAGUUAGUGGCAGCACACAGAGAGGGAAAAGGUGAGUGAAGAGCAGCAACCACUUGCCUUCAAAGGUACAUCCAUGCCAGCAUUGCUGGGGGACAGUCUUAGCGCCAGGAAACACCUUCUUAAGGCAGAAGAUCCAUGGAAGAGCUUGGCUGAAGACGUGUGAAUGUGGUAUCACGAUUCUGGUUCAUAAGAUGUCCCAAUGCAAUCUUUCAGCGUGUCAAGUUUGUUAUUACCCGUACAUCUUCCUUACGUGGACCUUCUGAGAAAACAGGGGAUCAAUGGGUGUUCACUUGACAGUUGUGCAUGAUGUCCCUAGUGCUUAGAUAUUUUUCCUUUCUACUCGGGAAAACAGCACCUCCCAGCUCUUGCAAAUGGGAGCGACCAUUGGACUGAACAGUUAGUGGAUGUGAACACAAGUGACGGUCCUGGAGGCAGGAAAAGCUAAGGCUCACUUAUCCUGCUGAGUUGGCCAAGGAAGCCACACAUCCAGACAUGCAGGUGAAGUAGGGAGCUUUUGGUGGCCAGGACAGCCAUGUCCUACACCCACAUUUUGCCUGAAUGACAAACACAUUAUGUUGUUAGCCCUCUACCCAAAAUAUUUUCAACUUAUUACUGAGAUAUAAUAUCCAUACUGUAAAGUGCCUAGAUGUUAAGUGUACAGCUUGGUGAGUAUUGAUAAUUGUAUAGAUCAUGUAACCACUAUCCCAAGUUUUAUCUCCCUGUCAAUUUCAUCCCCCUUCCCAGAAAAGUGUUUUUUGUAGUUCCCAGAAGACAAGUCUUGCACUUCUUUGGCCAAAUCUAUUCCUACACAUUCCAUCCUUCUUGAUGCUAUUUUAAGUGCAACUGUAGUAAUUUCCUCUUUUCUAUGUUCAUGGUAAGGACACAGAAUUAGAGCUGAUUUUCAUACAUUGUUCUUAUAUCCUGCAACCUUGCUGAACUUAUUAGCUCUAUUGAGUGUGCAUGUGAACUCCUUAGAAUUUUCAUGAAUCAGAUCAUGUCAUCCACAAAUAGAGAUUAUUACUUCUUCCUUUCCAAUCCUUUUUUCCCUUUUUUGGCUGUGCCUGUGGCAUGUAGAAGUUACUGGGCCGGGCUUGAAUCCCUCCCCACAGCAAUGACAACACCGUAUCCUUAACCCACUGCACAACAGAACGCCUCCUUUCCAAUCUUUUACUUCAUUUUCUUAUCUAAUUGCCCUGGCUAGAAACUCCAGUGCAAUGUUGAAUAGAAAUCGUGAAAGCAGACAUCCUUGACUUUUCCUUGAUCUUAUAGAAAAAGCUUCCUUUUGGCUUUUAACAAGGACAAAGUAAAUUACUUUUCUACUCUGCCAGCCCUUUUCUUCUUCUCUUCUUCUAGAAGAAAGUCACCUCACACAACUCCCUCUCCACUCACCUCCUAUACUGGUUGCCAAGGUGUUGUUUCCAAAAUAAACAAACAAACCAACCUUUCAAUAAUAAUAGCUAUCAUGGAAUGAAUUCAGAGUCUAAGCUCCUGGCAAUUACUCCACGUAACGUUGGCACUACUCUUCUAUCAGCAAACCAAGGGGCCCAGUCUAGAAAGAGGCAGAGCUCAGCUGUGCACCUCAUCUCUCUGCUCUCUUCAGCACUGUGCUGUUGUCCAGGUACUGGAUGGCUCAACAGCCAUACAACCAGAGUGAGGUCACAAGGUUGCCUUCAGCUCCAAGGGAGAAGUGAACCUGGGGAGGGAAGUAUUUUUCAUUUCUUCAAAUGUAGGACUUUAUUUCUUGUUCAUUAUUCUGAAAUUUCAAGCCCACAGAACCAAUGAAAUAAUAUAAUGGAUUACAAUAUGUAUUUUACCUAGAUUCAUCUAUUGUUAACAUUUUUCAUGAAUCAUCUGAGUGUGUUGCAGACACUGACAUUCCACCUCAAUUAAUUCCAAAUGCAUCUUCCAAGAAUAAGAAAUUAACAUUAAUUCAAUAACAUCACCUAGGACACCAUUCCUUAUCUAAAACUUUCCCAGUAAUCUUAAGUACCUUUUUACAGUUUUGCUGCUGCUGUCAUUAUAAUCCAGGAUCUAAUCAGGAUUCACCUCUGUAUCUAACUGUUAUGCUCUUUCACGUCUUUUAAACUUGUUAGGUUUUUCAUCACAUUAGGCUUCUGGAAGAGCCCAGGACCGCUGUGUUGUAGGCCUCACAUUCUGGAUUUGUCUGGUUGUUUCCUCAUGGCUGGAUUCAGGUCAUGCAUGUUGUGACAACACUCCAAAGGGGAAGCUGUGUGUCCCUUACAUCUCUUGGGGAGGGACAUCAUGUCAAGUCCCACUCUUUGUGAUGCUAAAUUCAGCCAUCUGGCUAAAGAGGUGACUUCCACAUCGUCUCAUUCUAACAGUUUUCUCUUUGUGAUGGCUCAGAAAUCUGUGGAGGACUUGGGGGUCCUGUGAAUAUCCUGUUUCCUGACCCCCUAUCACUCAACAGCUUGUGGUACCAUUAAUAAUUUCUGCUUGAUUCAGGUAAUUCACUGAGGAUUGCAAAAUGGCAAUUUUUAUCUCACAGUGAUUUGCUGGCAUUCCUUUUUAAAGAGGUUCCCCCCCACCAAUCCCUUCUUACACAGCCCAUUUCUUUCAACAGAUAGACUACUGGAUUUUUUUAAAAAAACGAACUGUUAUAAGUUCAAUUGGUCAAAUUGCUAUAGUGCUCGUAGUCCCAAGUUUGGCCAGUGGGAGCCUAGGCACAAAUUUAUCUAACCAGGCUCACUGAUGAACUGGGUUCUGUUCUAAGGAAGGAGCCUGGGUAUAGGGCAACAACAAGUGGGCCCAUCACAACACCUCGCCUCCCUGAAGCCUGUUUCCAGGCCCUUAGACAGAGGAAAUACUCUCUCAGGAUGGUUUCCAGGGCAAAAUGAAUUGGUCGUGCCAGGUUGAGCCUGGCAACAGGUGCUCAAACCAUGAAUUUCUCUUCCCUUCCUUUCCUCACUACUGCCUUUAUUAAAAUCCUCACCUUUUGAUUCAUAAUGUCACAUUCUCUUCACCUGUUUGCACUUCAGUUUUCUCUGUGAUGUAGGAAUUCGCAAUUUACUGGGUGGUCAUGAGCUCUGCUGGGGUCGGUGUGCCCCCCACUUUCAGUCCUGUGGGAGUCCCAUUCUCUACCGGCAUCUGCACGUGGUGGGGGUGGGGGGCCACACAGCCUCAGAGUCACCUGUGGCUCAGACUCUUGUCUUACUCAUUUAGUUCAGUGGUUACUUGCUUCAUCAUCUGACUCAGAAAUAAAUCCAUCCCUUUCCUCGUUUUUUAUAACCCCCUUUUUCAGUCACAGGGUGUUCAGGAGACCUUGGAAAAGUGUGGAACAUGUGGUGGAUGCUGAAAGUGCCCCUUUCAGGUUUUUCACCAGCUGGUGAGGCCAUCUCCUGGCUGCCAAGAGCUCACGUAUGCCCUCUUCCCUGAGGGUGCUAAUGACCAUCUGCUGCGGGGGACAGAAGGUCAGCCCCUUGCCUCCCAGCAGGACCAAUUCUGGACGUAAUUUGUGCUCUGAGAGCCGUGGGGGUGACUUGAAGCCACUACCAGCUCUUGACAUCUUCGCUUUCUCCUGAAGCAUCCCCCCCAUAAACCUCUUGCACCACAAUCCCCACCUCAGCCUCUGCUUAUAGUGAAGAAACAGAUGAAGGGAUGGAGAGAGAUUUGCAAAUUAAAGUAUCCUGAAGGAAACCAGCUGAUGUCUUUGCUCAUAACCCCCCUAGCGCCCCUACCCCACGUCCAAGGCCAAGCUGUGGUCAUCUCGAAGCGUCUCUCUCUCUCUUCCACACUGUUCUCCUUACCCCUGCGUCCAAGUUCUAAAAGGCUCCAAAUGAUUCUUUUCUUGGAGCAGUCGGCUGUUUCCCAGUUCAUGAUCCCAACUCGGCCCCAGGCCCACUUUGGCGAAUCAAAGCCAGUCGGCAGCUCAGAGAACAAAUGGGCUUCGUUCAGGGCACGGCUGAGGGCAGGGCACUUCGUUCAGGGCACUCGGAGCCGCCUGAGUGUCCGUAAGCCUAGGACCACGCGCUGUCCUCCGUGGGCCUUUAGGAAGCACUGGAGCCGCUCACCAGGCCCGCGGCUCUGCCCCUUCCGCUCUCCGGCAGCGCUGGGCUGCUCCUCCCUCCGCCAAGCGGAGCCCUUCUUGCCGGGCCCUUGACCGGGGGCCCAGCACAGUCCUUCCCUCACAUCGCGGGCUAUUCUCCCCCAGAGACGGAGCUCCAGCUCCGAAGGUAAAGCAAGCGCCUCCCGCCAGCUUCUCGCCGGGCAGCGAGACGCCGCCGUUUUCCUCGGCGUCCAGGAGGCUCCUCAACAGGCCGCUCGCCGACUGUUCACCAUUCCCUCCAUCCCGGGUGUCCUCGGCCGGUCAGCGCUCCCCGGCUGCUCCGCACGGUUUGCUGACGAACCUGCAGCGCCUCGGCCGGUUCGGCGCUGUCCUUGCCCCCUCCGCUCGGCUCGUCAGCAGGCCUCCCAACCCGCGGUCCGACCACGCACAUUCCCGGCUCCUGCGCCUGGUCCAGCCGGCGCCGCCGCCAGACUACAACCGCCACAAUGCCUUGCGGCCCGCCCGCGAUUGGCUGAGCCCGGCGGCCGCGCCCAAUGGGACGCUGCGUUGUUGGCAGGUGGCGCCGUCCGGAAGAGCCGGCGCGCCAGAGCCGCCUCCCGCCAUGGGCAGCGCGGAAAGCAGCGAGGGCCGCAGGGCGUCUUUCGGGAUGGACGAGGAGGAGCGGGUCCGGGUGCUGCAGGGCAUCCGGCUGUCUGAGAGUGUGGUGACCCGCAUGAAGAACUCCAGCCAGCCUGCCAGAACAGGGCCAACGGCUCCUCCACCUGCUGCCCUUGGCUCCUCCAGAGGCCUGGACACAGACUGUAAAGUGUCCAGACCGGAGUAUGGCCGUGGCUGGCAGCCCUCAGGGGCGGAAGUGGGUCCCCUUAGGAGGUGUGAAGAGGAGCUGGCCAUGGGUCAGGGCCAGCUGCCCCAUGUGGCCGUGAGGGAGGGAGAGGCGGCCCUGCGGCGGGAGGAGAUCAGUGUGGACCAGGAGAAGCAGAGGUCAGCCCGGAUGGCCAGGGAGCUGGAAAGCCGAGAGGCAGAGCUGAGACGCCGUGAUGCUUUCUACAAGGAGCAGCUGGGGGGCCUGGAGAGGAAGAACAUGGAGACAUACAGACUGUCUUCACAGCAGUUCCACGAGGCAGCCUCAAAAGUGGAGGGCACGAUCAAGCCCCGCAGGCUGGAGCCCGUGUUCGGGCUGCAGGACCAGAUCCUCCGCUGCUACCGCGACCACCUGCAGGAGGUGCUGCUGUGCUCGGACCUGGUCAAGGCUUACCAACACUGUGUGAGCGCUGCCCACAAGGUCUCCUGCUGGGUCGACACCACAAAGAUGCCCAUGGGCCCAGGUGGGCCCAAGGGGACGUUUGUACAGCUGCACUCCUACCAGCCAUGCCUGCCGACAGUCAAGUUCCAGUGCUUGGCCCGUGAUCCAGUCCAUUUUGUGAGCAUUCUGGGAGUUUUCCUGGACUUGUUGGGCAAGAAGCACCUGGAGCUGCCGAGGCCACGAGGCACAGAGGCCAAUGUGGCCAUGAACUGA
Molecule: messenger RNA, 8943 nt
Organism: Sus scrofa (pig)
Lineage: Eukaryota; Metazoa; Chordata; Mammalia; Artiodactyla; Suidae
Source: RefSeq, a predicted model, not a curated record